AUGGAGGCACCACCACCUCCUUACAUUUAUAAAUCUCCACCCCCACCUUCUCCAUCCCCGCCUCCUCCGUAUGUUUACAAAUCACCCCCACCCCCAUCUCCAUCUCCACCGCCUCCAUACAUUUACAAAUCUCCUCCACUACCAUCACCAUCUCCACCACCUCCUUAUGUCUAUAAGUCUCCCCCUCCACUGUCUCCAUCUCCACCUCCUCCAUAUGUUUACAAAUCUCCUCCACCACCGUCACCAUCUCCACCACCUCCUUAUGUCUAUAAGUCUCCCCCACCACCAUCACCAUCCCCACCACCUCCUUACAUCUAUAAAUCUCCCCCUCCACCAUCUCCAUUGCCACCUCCUCCAUAUGUUUACAAAUCACCGCCUCCACCAUCUCCAUCUCCACCACCUCCUUAUGUUUAUAAGUCUCCCCCUCCUCCAUCUCCAUCUUCUCCACCUCCAUAUGUUUACAAAUCUCCUCCACCACCUUCACCAUCUCCACCACCUCCUUACAUCUAUAAGUCUCCCCCUCCUCCAUCCCCAUCACCACCUCCUCCAUAUGUUUACUAA
Molecule: messenger RNA, 561 nt
Organism: Benincasa hispida (wax gourd)
Lineage: Eukaryota; Viridiplantae; Streptophyta; Magnoliopsida; Cucurbitales; Cucurbitaceae
Source: RefSeq, a predicted model, not a curated record